Messenger RNA from Schistocerca americana (American grasshopper), 1630 nucleotides. RefSeq names its product protein MIX23 (gene Ccdc58). The record is from RefSeq and is a predicted model, not a curated record. NCBI's taxonomy places the organism in Eukaryota, Metazoa, Arthropoda, Insecta, Orthoptera, Acrididae. Gene Ontology annotation, cellular component: mitochondrial intermembrane space; mitochondrion. Bases 770 to 1141 code for a protein of 123 amino acids. The transcript has 4 exons.
AGUUUCAGUGCGGAAGCGACCGGUAGCAAAUUGUGGCAUGUAAACUGAAAUGCUGAUUGCUGAUUGUUAUCAAAAUAUUAAUGUUUAGUGAGUAUUUGAAUAUACUAUAAUUCAUAACGCCUUAACAAUCGAUGUUCUCACUUGAAACAAUUAUAACAUCCCUGGAGGAAUUAUUUCAUGAGGUAAGCUGUACAGAAAGUUUGUUGGAAAAGUAAGAAGAGACUGUGACUUAAUAUAGUGGGCCUGGAGGAAUACCAACAGGGUUAUAGUGUGUCACUUAAUCAGCAAACAGCCUUGCAGUGAUGGUAACUCUGGUUCCUGUCAGAUCACUGAAAUUAAGUGGUUAGUACUGCAGUGGAUGACCAUCUGGAUCUGCUGAGUGUUGUUGGCAAGUGGGGUGCACUCAGCCCACAUGAAACCAAUUGAGGAGCUACUUGACAGAGAAGUAGCAGCUCCAGUCACAAAAACUGACACCAGCUAGGAGAGUGGUGUGCUGACCACAUGCCCCUCCAUAGCCUCAUCUAUGAUGCCUGUCAGCUGAGAGUGACAUGGCAGUUGAUCAGUAACACUGGGCCUUCCAAGAUUUGUUCAGACACAGUUUACUUUAGUUUUUAUGUUGCUUAAUAAAGUUAAAUGGGUCCUGCAAUAAAGGCAUAGGAAUUCUGUCAAGACAAUACUUGGAAAUCUGAUCUAAAACUACAAGAGGAUGAAACUGCUGCACUUCUGACCACAGAUAAAAAAAAUCAUUACACUGGAUGCAUUGAAGAAAAUGAGGACUGUUGAUGACAAAAUUGUGUAUAUGCUGAAUACAUCUAUACCAACAGAAUCAUUUAAAGGGCAAGUUGAUCCAACAGCGACAUGCAAACAGCUUUAUGAAGAGCUGAAAUCCAGUUAUGAUACAAGAGAAGCAGCCAUUAAAAAAUGUAUUACUUUAACUGCAGAGCGAGUCAAAGAGCUGAAGGUUCAAAGGGAAAGUAGAGUCGAUGAUAUAAGCCUCCUGAAGAAUCUACGCAAAGAACAAACAAAGCUGAGAUUGCUUCAGUCAGAACUGAAUGUGGAAGAAGUGGUGAAAGAGAGAAGCACAAAAGUGUACUAUGAACGAUGUCGACCGUUUUUCAAACCAGCAGACAUUGAAUUAUGAUGAACAGGCAUUACUAUCUUCUAGUCAUGUGCCUGGUAGUAGAGUAUGAAUUCUGUGAGAAGGAAAAGGGCACUUGUGGAUUGAUAUUCAGUUUGUAUCAAGAGUGUGAAGUGGACUGCUUAGAACAGGGUGAUUACAUGCACUUUUUUAAAGGAAAUUUUUGAGGAAGAAGAAGAGUGUCUUUCAUUACAUAGAAGAGUGAAUCGUCUGUUUAUUUAGCUGCAAUAUUUUGAUAAACAGUUGUAUUACAACAUGGUCACUAAUGUUCAUUUGUUGUUAUUCAACAUUUUGAUAAAAGAUUAUAUUACAAGGUUGUUGCUAGUGUUCAUUUGAUUUAAUUAUGCAGACUUGCCCAGGUAGCAGUGAAUGGAAUUAUAUUUUCCUUAAAAUAAAAUGAGUCUUUGAUACCAACAGGUACAUUUAUAAUGAAUCACUUUUCGUGUGGUAAACAUUUUUCUGCUUGAAUUAAAAGCAGAAUUUGACUUACGU